UAUUUUGUCAAAUAAAUCUCAAAUCCCAGCGCGGAACGCGGGCAUUAAAACUAGUAAAAAAUAAAGUUAAGGUAACUACUAACUAGUGUUGUUAAAACCGGCCUGACCUGAACAGUCUGACCCAAGAAACCAGACGAAGCUACAUUUGUAUUUUGAACCAGUUUCAGCUAUUGGUCCGAGCAAGGAAGUAAGUUACUAGUAGGAAUGGUAAUGAGGCUAAUUUUACUAAAUCUAUCUUUUCAAUUCGUAAAAUAAAACCCUUCUCAUCUUGCGUAUGAAAAUAAGGCAAAAUACACUUGUAUAGUCAAAACUUUCACGUUUGUGCCAAUAAUAGCCAAAUUUGGAGAAAUAUCACUUAUAGCCAGCUUUUAAAGUUUUUUUUUUUUUUUACAAAGGGCAUUGUUUUUCCAUUACUUGUGGCAAAAGCCAAGGGUUACAAGAGGGGAGCAACUACAUCAAGAAUUUGUGGCAAAAGCCAAGGGUUACAAGAGGGGAGCAACUACAUCAAGAAUAUGAAGCCAUUCAAUGGGCAGCUGAUUCUUUGCACAAGACCUAGCCACCAAGUUUACUUUGGAAGUAUUCUUCCUGUUGAUGUGGUUAACCUUGAUCAUUGGGUGGGCGUCAAUGGUCUGCUUGAUGAUGUCGAGCCACGCUGCUGCACGCCAUGGCCACAAACCAGGCUGGCCCUGAAGCAUCUGGACCAGGGAGAGGCAGUCCGAGCGGACAAGGCAUGGCAAACGGAGGUCAGCAGCCAAAAGGGAGCCCUCUAGCAACGCCUUAGCUUCUGCUUCAAGUGGGGAAAAACAGUGCAGGGGCUCAGUUUUCACUACAAGAAAACCAUUAAACCAACCUAUAGAGACAAAUAAAUAGAAACAAUUAUUGUAUUGGUAUCUAUAGUUGAGUUUUAGGGCCAGAAAUAUUAUUUGUUUCAAUAGAAGAAAUUAUUUGUCUCUAUAGGUAAAUCUAAUAGCUUUUAGAAACAAAUACAAAUGUUACUUAUAGUAUAUCAUAUAGAGGCAAAUCUUAUAGUCUUUAUAGGCAAAUAUAAAUGCCACUUAUAAUCAUGUCAUAUAGAGAAAAAUUUCUUAGUCUUUAGAAGCAAAUACAAAUGUUCCUUAUAUCUAUUUCAUAUAGAUGCAAAUAUAAUAGUAUUUAGAGACAAAUACAAAUGUCUCUUAUAGACAUGUUAAUAUAUGUGCAAAUCUAAUAGUAUAUAGAAACAAAUACAAAUGCCUCUAAUAUUUUUAUUAAUAUAGACACAAAUCUAAUGAUCUUUAGAGAUAAAUACAAAUAUCACUUAAAAUCCUAACCAUGUACAAGUAAGUUAUAAAUAAAUCCCCUUGUAAUUGUUAACCUAGUUACUACCCUCGUUUAUUAAAAAUAUAAUAAUGUAUUAAAUUUCCAAGAAAAGAACUUUGAGAAAAAACUAAUAAUUAAAGUAAUUAAUAAGGAGAAACCCCAUGCCCCCAUCCCUGUCGCAUGCAAAUCCCUUUUUCAGCACCGGUUGCCGCCGCUUCAUCUCCCUCAAGCCGCUAACAUCUCUCCCUUCCCGAUCAAAACGUCAUAAUUGUGACUGUUCAUUCAAGCAACCAUCAUCUCAACCUUUCUGAUCCAACCUUCCAAGACGUUGAAAGGCCUUUGAUUCGAGGGAUGAUGGCAUCGACGAUUGAAGUGCGCCUCCCAGCCAAUUUUCGUUAGGAUUACCGCUGAAAUCAAUCUCUAUAAGCACGACCCUUGGGAUUUCACAGGUAAAUGUCAUUUUUUCCCCUACGAUUCAGUUUAUUAUCGGCUAAUUGAUUGGACUUUUCUUCUAUGCGUUUUCAGAUUUCAUUGUUGUCGCCGUCCCUCAAAUCGCCAUCUCCGCAAUCACCUCAACAAACGAGAGCGGCGGGCACCAAAUCUAAGAUGGGAAAAGCAGAGUGCGAGCGGCAGAAAGGGAUUUAGACAGAUCCAUCACCCGCCUCGGCCAGAUCUAGAUCCUUUAAAACCCAACCAACCCCUGAUUGCUAUCCUUGAUAACCGUCCCUCAAUAAGAUCGUUGUUGGGUGGGGAAUUUGCUCCGACGGUGAUCGAGGAGUGUAGCGUCGAAGGAUCUAGAUAUUCAACGUUGUGGUUCGAACAUCAACUUCUAAUUAAGUUUUGAAGCAUUCAUUCAUGGAGUUGAAGAUUGAUGAGCUUUCACUGUAAUUUCUCACUAAUAAGAGUAACUUGUAAAG
Molecule: messenger RNA, 2216 nt
Organism: Linum trigynum
Lineage: Eukaryota; Viridiplantae; Streptophyta; Magnoliopsida; Malpighiales; Linaceae
Source: the annotation of a GenBank genome assembly